Messenger RNA from Labrus bergylta (ballan wrasse), 2357 nucleotides. RefSeq names its product discoidin, CUB and LCCL domain containing 2 (gene dcbld2). The record is from RefSeq and is a predicted model, not a curated record. Gene Ontology annotation, molecular function: signaling receptor activity. Gene Ontology annotation, biological process: wound healing. Gene Ontology annotation, cellular component: plasma membrane. Lineage: Eukaryota; Metazoa; Chordata; Actinopteri; Labriformes; Labridae.
AGUGGAGGAAGUAGCUCCACAGCUUGGAUGCGUGUGUGUGUGUGUGUAUAUGUGUGUGAGGAGCAGAGUUACCUCCAUAGUGAGAGUGUCGCUAACCACUGGAUUGUGAAAAAAAAAGGACACAAGAGGAAGCCCGCAGCGGAUUCGCCUUUUUUUCUGGAGGAGUCUACGAGUCGUUUUUAUUUGUAUUUUUUUUGUUUAACUCUCUUUGCGGUACAGGUAGAAGCCGAUCCAGAAGCGAGGCAUUAUGCAUUCAGACUGCAGGCUGCUAUGGGCAGAGCGGUAAUGGUGGGCAGGGGACCGACAGGGGCCGGGGUUCUCGUCCUGUCGAUUCUCAUCAUCCUCACCACGGAGGGCUGCGGAGCACAGAAAGGUGAUGGCUGUGGUCCCAGUGUGCUUGGCCCCAGCAGUGGGACUCUGUCCUCUCUGGGUUACCCGGGGACGUACCCCAACAACACGGUGUGCGAGUGGGAGAUCAGCGUGCCCCGCGGCAGCAGGGUCCACUUUCGCUUUGCCGAGCUGGACAUAGAAGACAACGACUGCCAGGUCAACUACCUCCGCCUCUACAACGGCAUCGGACCUGAGAGGAGUGAGAUUGUGAAGUUCUGCGGUUUGGGUCUGAAGGUCAAAGAGCUGAUUGAAUCCACCGGCAACCAGGUCACUGUUCAGUUCAUGAGCGGGACCCACCACACUGGACGUGGAUUCUACUUGUCCUACUCCACCACGGAGCACGCAGAUCUAAUCACCUGCUUGGACAAAGGAACUGAUUUCCCUGAGGCAGAGUUCAGUAAAUACUGUCCAGCCGGCUGUUUGACGUCUACAGGGGAGAUUUCUGGAACUAUACCUAACGGUUACAGAGAGUCCUCUCCUCUGUGCGUGGCAGCUGUCCAUGCAGGUGUGGUGUCCAACGCCGUGGGAGGCAGGAUCAGCGUGGUCAGCAGCAAAGGCAUCCCUCACUAUGAGGCCACACUGGCUAACAACGUCACGUCCACUGGAGGAACUUUGUCAAACAGCCUCUUCACCUUCAAGACCAAUGGCUGCUCCGGGACUCUGGGUUUGGAGUCCGGUGGCCUUGCGAACACUCAGCUUUCCGCCUCCUCUGUGUGGGAGUGGAACAACGUGUGGGCGCCUUCGGGGGCUCGUCUGAAGAGGGACGGGCUGCCGUGGUCUCCUUCUCACAGUGACCACCAGCAGUGGCUGCAGGUGGAUCUCAAGAGGGAGAAGAGGAUCAUCACAGGCAUCAUCACCACGGGCUCGACUCUGAGAGAAUACCAGUACUACGUCUCGGCAUACCGGGUCCAGCACAGUAGCGACGGCCAGCAGUGGCACAUCUACAGAGAAGCUAAUUCUACACAAGAUAAGAUUUUCCAGGGCAACAUCAACUACCUGCACGAGGUGAGGAAUAACUUCAUUCCUCCAAUUGAAGCCCGCUUUCUGAGGAUAUAUCCAACCACAUGGCACCAGAGGAUCGCGCUCAAGUUGGAGCUGCUCGGCUGCCAGUUUCCUUCAGUGAGGACGAGGCCGGAUCUAUUGCCCAGGAUGUUCUCCCCUCCUCAACGUUCUCCACCUUCUGGGGGAACAAAACAUCCACCCCACCUUGGCCAAACCACACACACCCCAGACAUCAGAAACACUACUAUGCCUCCUCACACCGGCAAAGAUGUGGCGCUGGCGGCAGUACUGGUUCCUGUGCUGGUCAUGGCUCUGACUGCUCUCAUUGUGAUUGUGGUUUGUGCUCUGCACUGUAGGAACAGGAAAAAGAGCUCUGAAGGGACGUAUGAUCUCCCUCACUGGGAUCGCACAGACUGGUGGAAAAGCAUGAAGCAGCUGUUGCCCUCGAAGAUGGUCGAGGCCGAGGACUCAGUCCGGUACAGCAGCAGUGAGGUGGGCCGGCUCACGGGGAGAGGAGCUGUACCCAGACUACAUGCUGAACCUGCAGAGUACGCUCAGCCCCUGGUCAGCGGUGUUACAACUCUGGGUGCACGGUCCACCUUUAAACCAGACGAGGGGCCCGACCCGGGGUACUCAGACCCCGACCUGUACGACGCCCCCAUCUCUCCAGACGUGUACCACGCCUACGCAGAACCCCUGCCCGCUUCAGGAUCUGAAUACGCCACACCCAUCGUGGUGGAUAUGGGCUGCCACCCAUCAGGCAGCUCCACUUUGAACCAGACCUCCGCGGUGUGCGGUUUCAUGGGUGCCGGGGCGGCCUCUCUGCUCACACAGACUGACGGCGCCCACUCAGGGAGGUCGGCUUAUGACACGCCCAAGAACGCCACUGGACAGGCCACGCCCACUGAGGAUCAGACCUAUCAGGUACCUCAGAAUAAGCCGACAGGACAGAGCUGAAGAGUCCG